AUGUCAUCCCGACCGCGCCGUGCGACGCGCCGGCAGGCCAUCGUCGACUCGUCCGACGAUGAGGACGUCGCCAACACUACCGUCAAGGUCGAAGAUGAAGAAGAUUUCGAACCAGAGCCAUCUCAAAGCCCAGUGCGACGACCAACUCGGUCGCGAAAGAGCGCCGCUGCAUCAACUGCCGCAUCUACCCCGACUCCCACGACAGCAGCACCGCGUAAGAGAGGUAGACCGAAGAAGAAUGCCGAGGCUUCAGUGGUCGCAGACCAAUCGACUGUCGAGCCUACGCCCAAGACCGAGGAGCCCGACAACACCACGGUCUUGCAAGAUGCCCCUCUCGCAGACGAACCCGUUUCCACCAUCGAACCGAGUGAAAUGCUCGACGCCGACCAGACCGCUGCGACAGUCGAGCAGGAGAACACCCCCAAGAAGCCUUCGCCCACUCCCAGGAAACCGAGAAAGAGCGCCGCGCCGCGUGCCUCGAACAAGUCUGCAACGCCCGAGAUGGCCACCCCUCUCUCGAAGCCUAAGCCAUCGGGCUCGCCUCAGCGCGAGUCGUCACAGCGCCGUAGCGAGCCGCUGGCCGACAUCACCAAUGCUAGCGUCAACGAGCAAAGGUCCGCUGUCGACGAGACGCCAGAGACCCCGGCUACCGUCAAGCCUAUUCGUGCCAUGGACACAAUCAUGGAGAAGCCCAUGGACAUUGUGCUCAAGUCGCGAACUAUGGCGGUCCCCGUCGUCGAGGACACGACUCCGAAGCCCCGCCUAGUCAUCACAUACCUGAUCUUGACCAACUUCAAGAGUUACGCCGGGCGUCAGGAAGUCGGUCCUUUUCACGGCUCCUUCUCAUCUGUCGUUGGCCCCAACGGAUCUGGAAAGUCCAACGUUAUCGACUCCCUGCUCUUCGUUUUUGGAUUCCGCGCCAGCAAGAUGCGUCAGGGCAAGCUAUCUGCUCUGAUCCACAACUCCGCCCAGUAUCCUAAUCUGGAUCACUGUGAGGUCUCCGUGCACUUCCGGGAAGUCAUGGACCAGCCCGGCGGCGGUCAUGAAGUCAUCCCUGACUCUGAUCUCAUCAUCUCGCGAAAGGCUUUCAAAAACAACUCCAGCUCAUACUUCAUCAACGGAAAGAACUCCAACUUCACCACGGUGACGACCCUCCUGCGCGACCGCGGCAUCGAUCUCGACCACAAGCGAUUCCUCAUCUUGCAGGGUGAAGUCGAGUCCAUUGCUCAGAUGAAGCCCAAGGCUGCCAACGAGCACGAUGACGGCCUUCUCGAGUACCUCGAGGACAUCAUCGGCACUUCCAAGUACAAAACACCAAUCGAAGAGGCUGCGGCUGAAGUGGAAAGUCUCAAUGAGACCUGCAUGGAGAAGAGCGGCCGCGUCCAGCACGUGGAGAAGGAAAAGAACAGUCUCGAGGACAAGAAGAAUAAGGCGUUGGCGUACAUUCGCGACGAGAACGAGUUGACCAUCAAGCAAUCCGCUCUCUACCAACUUUACAUCAGCGAGUGCAACGACAACGUCGCCGUCACCGAAGAGGCCAUCAGUCAGAUGCAAGCUCAGCUCGACGAAGAACUGGAGAAGCAUCACGGCAGCGAGAAGGUCAUCAAGGAGUUGCAGAAGGCGCACUCUCAAGUCAGCAAACAGCACGAGGCCGAAUCCAAAAAGACCGAGGCCCUUGUUAAGGAGAUGGCCAAGUUCGAACAGGAACGUGUCAAGUUCGACGAGAAGAAGAAGUUCCUCAACGACAAGCAGAAGAAGCUCGAAAAGACGAUUGCCAAUGCCGAGAAGAAUGCGACUGAGGCCGAAGAAACGAUUGUCGAGUGCGGCGAGGAGAUUGAGAGCCGCGCCAAGGAGAUUGCCUCUUUGGAAAUCCGUGUCCAAGAAGAAGAGGCAGAGCUUGCGACCAUACGCGAGGGCCUCAAAGGGAAAACUCAAAAGUUCUCUGACCAAAUCGCCGUCAAGCAAAAGUCCCUCGAGCCCUGGAAGGAGAAGGUCAACCAGGUCCAGUCCGCAAUCGCUGUUGCCGAGAGCGAGAAGACCAUUCUCGAGGAGAAGGCUAACGCUGGUGCCGUGGCUAUCUCUGAGACGGAAGCCAAGAUCGCGGCCAUCGAAGACCGUCGGGCGGCCAAAAUGGAGGAGCUCAAGGAAUGCCAGGCUGAGAAGGCCAAGCUGGAGCAAGAAGCAAAGGAGGUCGAACAUGAGCUUACCCGCUUCAGUGCCCAUGAGCCCAAGAUCCGCUCCAAGGUGUCCAAUGCCAGACAGAAGGCCGACGAAGCUCGCUCAAGUCUGUCUAAGACGCAGACUCAGGGCAACGUUCUGACUGCUUUGAUGCGCAUGAGGGAGUCUGGUCGUAUCGAUGGCUUUCACGGAAGACUCGGAAACCUGGGUGCCAUUGACGAGAAGUACGACGUCGCCAUCUCGACUGCUUGCGGUGCGCUCCACAACUUUGUCACCGAUACGGUUGAGGCUGGUCAGCAGUGCAUCGAGUACCUGCGAAAGACCAAUUUGGGUCGUGGCAACUUCAUGUGCUUGGACAAACUCAGAGUUCGAGACAUGAACCCGAUUCAGACGCCCGAGAAUGCGCCUCGUCUCUUUGAUCUAGUGAACCCCAAAGAAGAGAAGUUCCGCCCUGCCUUCUAUCACGCCCUGCAAGAUACUCUGGUUGCCAAAGACCUCGCUCAGGCGAACAGAAUUGCCUACGGUGCCAAGAGAUGGCGGGUGGUGACUCUGGCUGGAGAGCUUAUCGACAAGUCCGGUACCAUGUCCGGUGGUGGUAACACUGUCAAGAAGGGACUCAUGUCUUCUAAGCUCGCUUCCGACACUACCAAGGAACAGGUUACCAAGCUUGAAGAGGACCGCGACGUGCUUGAAGAGAAGUAUCAAGACUUCCAGGAGCAACAGAGAGAGCUCGAGAACAGGUUUCGCGAUCUGAAUGAGCAGAUUCCGCAGCUCGACACCAAGAUGCAAAAGAUCAACCUCGAAAUCGAGAGCGCUGCUAGGAAUCUCGCAGACGCGCACCGCCGCAUCAAGGAGUUGAGCAAGGAGCACCAGCCAUCGGCAUCAGACGACAAGCGCAUUGCCGCUCUCAGCAAGGAAAUUGCCAAGCUCAACAAGGAGCUCGAGAAACUCCACGACGAAACCUCCGGUGUCGAGGAGGAGAUCAAGGCCCUGCAGGACAAGAUUAUGCAGGUUGGUGGUGAGAAGCUUCGUCUUCAGAAGGCAAACGUCGACGCUUUGAAGGAAGAGAUUGCCUCGCAGAACGAAGAGACCUCCAACGCCGAGGUUCGCAAGGUUAAGGCCGAGAAGCAGAAGACGAAGCUCGAAAAGGACCACGCCAAGGCGACCAAGGAGCUUGAGGCUGCGAUCCGUGACCUUGAGAAGCUGGAGAACGAGGUCGAGAACCAGGGCGAAAAGGCAGAAACAUUCCAAGCUCAGGUCGACGAGGCCGAAGAGGGUUUGGCAGCGAAGAAGAGCGAGCUGUCAUCCCUCAAGGCUGAGCUCGACGAGAAGACAUCAGAGCUCAACGCCACACGUGCUCUUGAGAUCGAGAUGCGUAACAAGCUCGAGGAAAACACGAAGGUCCUGCAAGAGAACCAGAAGAGGCUCAUGUACUGGAAUGACAAACUCAACAAGCUCACGCUUCAGAACGUGGACGAUCUUACUGGUCCAUCCAAUGCAGCUUCCAGGCGGACCCCUGCGCCCACGCCAAAGAAGGCACCUUCCGAGGGCGACGAAGACGAGGAGGGCGAAGAGAACGACGACACUGUUGUUCGGGCCGAAGCCGACCAAUCUCUUCAGUCUGCCGUUGCCGAUGAGGCUGACGAAGACGAAGAAGCCGAGGGCGAUCAGCCUGCCACGCAGCCUUCAGAACUGCCAGUGUACACCCCAGACGAGCUGGCUGACAUGAGCAAGGAGAAGCUCAAGGGCGAAAUCGCCGCCUUGGAGGAGAAGACGCAAAACGUCAACGUGGAUCUUGGUGUUCUUGCCGAGUACCGCCGCCGCGUUGACGAGCACGCCCAGAGAUCAUCUGACCUGCAGAACGCUGUUGGUCAGCGUGAUGCUGCCAAGAAGCGCUGCGAUGAACUCCGCCGCCUGCGUCUCGAAGGCUUCAUGGAGGGUUUCAGCACCAUUUCACUCCGGCUGAAGGAAAUGUACCAGAUGAUCACCAUGGGUGGUAACGCCGAGCUUGAGCUUGUCGAUUCUCUCGACCCCUUCAGCGAAGGCAUCCUCUUCAGUGUCAUGCCUCCCAAGAAGUCAUGGAAGAACAUCAGCAACUUGUCCGGUGGUGAGAAGACGCUCAGCAGUUUGGCCCUGGUCUUCGCUCUGCAUCACUACAAGCCGACGCCUCUGUACGUCAUGGACGAGAUUGACGCCGCGCUGGAUUUCAGAAACGUCUCGAUCGUCGCAAACUACAUCAAGGAGCGCACGAAGAACGCCCAAUUCGUUGUCAUCUCGCUCCGAAACAACAUGUUUGAGCUGGCCGCCCGUCUUGUCGGCGUCUACAAAGUAAAUCACAUGACGAAGAGUGUGACGAUCGAAAACCAGGACUACAUCGUCCGCACCCGGCAGGUGCCCCCGGGUAGUCAGGCGACGCAGCAAACAGCAGCAGCAAGAUAG
Molecule: messenger RNA, 4617 nt
Organism: Colletotrichum karsti
Lineage: Eukaryota; Fungi; Ascomycota; Sordariomycetes; Glomerellales; Glomerellaceae
Product: nuclear condensin complex subunit
Exons: 3
Coding region: 1-4617 (1538 amino acids)
Biological process (GO): mitotic chromosome condensation
Cellular component (GO): chromosome
Molecular function (GO): protein binding; ATP hydrolysis activity; ATP binding
Source: RefSeq, a predicted model, not a curated record